CCACCGUAUGCAACGAGGGUUGUUUGCUUGGCUAGUGAAAUCCGUCUCCGACUGUGCUGUACAUCCCUGGCGCGUAUCUGUGACUCCGUGCCCGAUACUGUAGGCACGUCUAGCUAUGGUUUCCGAUUCCGACCGAUAACGCGAGUCCGUUUACGACUUCACCUUCCUGGUGUUUGAGCUUUGCGUUGCUGGUUCCAUAAAUAGAAGAGAGGAGCGCAUCGAAGAGGACAAGCUAGCUCGAGUUCCUGAUUUCGACCUUUUCCGUUCCCGACCAGCAAAUUCGAGGACCCUCGCCUCGGGCCAGCGCGCGGGUACCUAGCUACCACAGAAAGCCAGUUCGGCGAUCCGCCUUCGAAGCACCGGAGGCAUGAAGCUUCGUCCGGCCGUCCUCGGCCUCCUCCUUCUCCUCGUCCUUGUUCUAAACCCCAAUGGCGCGGAGGCCCGGCCUGCCCCUGCUGGCGGCCAUCCUCAGAAGAAGCUGUCGAGCUACAGCUUCUUCGUCUUCGGGGAUGACUUCGUCGACAACGGGAACCUCCCUCUAACAGACCCCGUCACCCAGAUGUCGCGGCAAUGGGCCUACCCCUACGGCUCCUCCUACGUUGACGCCGAUGGAAACCCGCGACCAAAUACUCCGUCGGGACGCUUCUCCAACUACCAAAUCCAAUCCGAUUUCAUGGCAACGAUCUUGGGGCUCGAGGAAGCACCUCCGGCGCAUGCUCUGACGGCGGAGAAAACCUGUGACCCGUCAGGCAUGACCUUCGCCUAUGCUGGCGCUGGCGUAUUGGAUAGCUCGUCGACGCACAAGGUCCCCACCCUUGCCAAGCAGGUCGACACUUUCAGGAAGAUGGUCAACGACGGGAUCAUCUCUGAGCAGCAGCUCAGUCGCUCAGUGGCCCUCGUGGCCGUCUCCGGCAACGACUACCGCGGGAGCUCCAGCAACAUUGGCCUAAGCACCCCCAACGAUAUCAAUGCUUAUAUUGGGAGGGUGACAAAGGAGAUCGCAGCCAACGUGGAGCAAUUGCAGAAGCUAGGGAUGACAAAGGUUGUCGUCAAUAACUUGCACCCCGUCGGAUGCACACCAUUGCAAACACGGACUAACAACUACACCGCCUGCGACGUCUUUGGAAAUUUGGGUGCAUCCGUCCAUAACAGUAACCUCAAACAAACGAUGGAGGGCAAGAAAAAUGUCCACGUUGCCGACCUCUACACCGCCUUCAGUAAUAUUGUGGAUACAGCCCCAGGUAAAGGCCAGGAGCUAUCUAAACAAUUCAAGCGCAAGCUUUCGCCGUGCUGCGAAAGUUUUGAUUCAAACGGUUACUGCGGACAACAAGGCGAUUCCUCGGAGCUUCUCUACACUGUGUGCGACAAGUCCAAUAAGUUUUUCUACUGGGAUGACAUGCACCCUACACAUACAGGGUGGGAGGCAGUGAUGAAGCAAUUGGAAAAGCCCUUGAGAGAGUUUGUUGUUCAAGACUAG
Molecule: messenger RNA, 1477 nt
Organism: Lolium perenne
Lineage: Eukaryota; Viridiplantae; Streptophyta; Magnoliopsida; Poales; Poaceae
Product: GDSL esterase/lipase At3g09930-like
Source: RefSeq, a predicted model, not a curated record